AAUUUGUAGUUAUUCCGGCAUUGGAGGUAAAUUGGAAGGAAAGGUGAGUGAGGUGGUAGCAUGAAUCGGUCUCGGUGUAUUUCUUUCUCCACGCAAAGGCCACGUAGGUAACAUUUCUUCCGAUCGCUUUCCUUGCGACGCCGGCGAAUAAAAAAAGGAAAGCGCUACGGAGAUCAUCAGAAAUGUGGGUGUUUUACCUCAUAUCGUUACCCUUCACCAUCGGAAUGGUGGGUGUAACGUUUUGGUACUUCGCCGGACCAGACGUACCUCGUUAUGUUCGUUACACCGUCGGUUACACCUGGUUCUGCUCUCUCUCUAUCAUCAUCCUUGUUCCCGCCGAUAUCUGGACUACACUAUCCAAUCAUGACAAGGGACAAAUAUCUUUCUUUUGGAGCUGGUCUUAUUGGAGUACAUUUUUACUCACUUGGGUUGUGGUGCCUAUACUUCAGGGUUAUGAAGAUGCAGGGGACUUCACUAUGACUGAAAGACUGAAGACUAGUGCACAUGCAAACUUAGUUUUCUACUUAUGCGUUGGUGCUAUCGGGCUUGUUGGACUUGUCUUGCUCAUUGUUGUUCAAGAAUACCGGAUAGGAAACAUUCCUGGUUUUGCCAUGGCUUGCUCCAAUACAUUUGGUCUAGUCACUGGUGCAUUUCUUCUUGGCUUUGGUCUAAGUGAAAUUCCAAAAGGCAUCUGGAGAUCUGCAGAUUGGACAACUCACCAAAAGAUUCUUUCACACAAGGUGGCCAAAAUGGCCGUCAAACUUGAUGAUGCUCAUCAGGAUUUUUCAAAUGCAAUAGUAGUUGCCCAAGCCACGUCAAAACAGAUGUCAAAGCGUGAUCCUUUGAGACCUUACAUGAAUGUCAUAGACAAGAUGCUGAGUCAGAUGCUUAGCGAAGACCCCUCUUUUAAACCACAAGGGGGAAAUUUAGGAGAAAAUGAUAUGGAUUAUGACACUGAUGCAAAAACAAUGGCUGCACUUAGACGUCAGCUCGAGAUAGCUCGAGAGAAAUACUACCGAUACAAAAGCGAGUAUAUGAAUUUUGUAACUCAAGCACUUGAGCUGGAAGAUACCAUAAAGAACUUUGAGCAUUGUAAUGGCACUGGAUGGAAAUAUAUAUCAAGCUUCCGGCCUGAAAGAAGUGGAAGAUUAGGGUCUAUGCUGGAUACGACAGAGUUGAUUUGGCGUUGUGUAUUGGCAAAGCAACUUCAGAAAGUUUUGGCAAUCCUCUUAGGCUGUAUGUCCGCUUCUAUACUUCUUGCCGAGGCAACAAUUCUACCAAAUGGAGUUGAUUUAUCGCUCUUUUCUAUUCUGAUUAAUGCCAUGAAAAAGCACGAAAUGCCUGUACAGGUUGCUGCCUUUAUUCCUUUAAUGUAUAUGUGUAUGUGCACAUACUAUUCCUUGUUCAAAAUAGGAAUGUUGACAUUUUAUUCAUUGACUCCAAGACAAACAAGUUCAGUCAGUUUGCUUAUGAUAUGCUCGAUGGUCGCACGCUAUGCCCCUCCUAUUUCAUACAACUUUCUCAACCUUAUCCAUCUUGAAAACGGCCCAAAGACUAUCUUUGAAAAGAGAAUGGGGAAUAUUGAUGAUGCAGUCCCAUUCUUUGGAAGAAGUUUCAAUAAAAUAUAUCCACUUAUUAUGGUCAUCUACACCUUAUUGAUUGCGAGCAACUUUUUUGAUCGAGUCCUUAGCUAUUUUGGGAACUGGAAAAUUUUCAAAUUCCUGAGUGAAGAGGCUGAUGAUUUGGAUGGAUUUGAUCCCUCAGGACUCAUUAUUCUGCAAAAAGAACGUUCUUGGCUUGAACAAGGACAUAAAGUUGGUGAACUUGUUGUUCCAUUGGCCAGGAAUUUCCAGAAUGCAAGUUUGGAUCUUGAAACUGGAAACAAUAUUAUGCUCCCUGAAACAAAACCGUCGACAAGACUAAGAGAAGAAGAUAAUGUUAGCCAUUCAAAACCUCUAAAAGGAGAGGCACAACAUGAGAGCAGCAAAGAAGAGAUCAAUGGAAAGUACAAGGCAAAAAGAUCAAGAUCGAUGAAGAGAGAAAAUAGCAUGAGUUCAAAUGGAAGGAACAGGGAGAGCCCUUUGUCACGGGAUGAGAACUCCAUGAUGGAUUUGCAAAUUCAACCUUCUAGAGACUUAUCCUCGACAUGGAGAUCAAUGCAAACAGGUUUCCGCAACUUCAAGUCUAAUAUGGAAUCGAAGGGAUUCAUCCCCUUACAUCAAGUUCAAGAUGCAGGACACAGUCGUGCUUCCUCAACUGAAUCCCUGGAUGAAAUAUUUGAUAAAAUAAAAAGACCAGCUUCAGAGUCCACAAACUAUGACAGUGAUGAUGAUGUGUAUGAAGGCUUGAAAAGACCAAGGCCAGGCAGAUAAUAUUAUGUAAAAAAGAAAAAGAGAGUGUCAGAGAGCAGCGGCAGCCUACAAAUUUUGUGUGAGAAUGAGGAUAUUGGUUGUAAAGUUUGUUCAAUAUUCUUUUCUCCUUGUAGUAGGUUUCUGCAACUGCACAUCUUUUUGGCGUCUGUUUUUAUUGUAACAGGUAGUAGCAUAGUCAUUUCUCAACCAUAUAUAUAUACACAGAAACCUCAACUUGAAAACUUCAGAAGAGUUGGAAACUCAAGUUUCUGUAAUGUCUCACUCUGUCAACCCACAGUAGUUGUAUUUCGAAAUGAUAUUAAUAGAUGUAAUAUUAACACACCCCUUUUAGCA
Messenger RNA from Solanum pennellii, 2705 nucleotides. Its product is annotated as LMBR1 domain-containing protein 2 homolog A-like. The coding region runs from base 183 to 2372 and encodes 729 amino acids. The record is from RefSeq and is a predicted model, not a curated record. Gene Ontology annotation, cellular component: membrane. Lineage: Eukaryota; Viridiplantae; Streptophyta; Magnoliopsida; Solanales; Solanaceae. The transcript has 14 exons.